Dictyostelium purpureum is the source of this 540-nucleotide messenger RNA. RefSeq lists its product as uncharacterized. NCBI's taxonomy places the organism in Eukaryota, Evosea, Eumycetozoa, Dictyosteliales, Dictyosteliaceae. Bases 1 to 540 code for a protein of 179 amino acids. The record is from RefSeq and is a predicted model, not a curated record. The transcript has 2 exons.
AUGGCCCUUAAGGGAGCAGGGUCUUUAAACGAGCAAUCAGUUGCUUUAAUAACAAGCGAAAAAGAAAAAAUCAAUCAAAUUAGAAGCUUUGAAGACUCCCAUCAUUAUAUUAAUUUUUCAAGGUCUCAAAAUCCAUGCCUAUCAUUGGUAGACACUAGAUUAUCAACAUUGGUCUUAGAAUAUAACCCAAGCACGAUCCAACAUAUAGCUGGUUUUUUUGAUUUAUGUAGUUUAAUGGUUUCAAAAACAGAUAUUUCAGGGUUCAAUUUACAAAUAGCCUCAAUCAUGUCAUCAUUCUUACCAACCAACAUUAAAAAUCUUUCAUUUGAAAGAGAGACUGCAUUAAAGGAAAAACUUGCAAUGACAUUUUCAAACAGUACUGUUCUAAAUGAAACCUUUAGGAUUCAAAACGUAAAAAGUGUUAAAAGAUAUUUAACAAUUUCUGUAACUAAUAAAACCUUCAAUGCAUGCAGAAUUUUUGCCUUUAGUGAUGUCAAAAAGGGAUUCUCAAUUUCAAAUUUGAAUUAUCUAUUCUAUUGA